GCAGCCGCAUCACCGGGGCUAGCAGGCGGGGGGGGCGGAUCGCUCCGCCGCUGAGGGCCGAAGCGGAGCCCGAUCCGGAUCCUUCCGCCCAGGGGAGCGGCCGCGGAAAGGAGUCCCCGGCCCCCCAGAAGCAGGCUGCGCCAGGUUCCCGCCAGCUGAGCGGAGCCGUGGCGCCAGCGCUGCCCCCCCACCACAGCCAUGAGUGAGCUGGAUGGAGCAGCUUCGGCAGGAGGCAGAGCAGCUGCGGAACCAGAUCCGGGAUGCGAGGAAGGCAUGUGGUGACUCCACUCUGAGCCAGAUCACAGCCGGGAUGGACCCUGUGGGACGUAUCCAGAUGCGGACACGACGCACCCUGCGAGGCCACCUGGCGAAAAUCUAUGCCAUGCACUGGGGCACUGACUCCAGGCUGCUGGUCAGUGCAUCGCAGGACGGGAAACUCAUCAUCUGGGACAGUUACACCACGAACAAGGUCCACGCCAUCCCACUGCGUUCGUCCUGGGUCAUGACUUGCGCUUAUGCCCCAUCAGGGAACUAUGUGGCCUGCGGGGGCCUGGAUAACAUCUGUUCCAUCUACAGCCUGAAAACCCGGGAGGGGAACGUCCGUGUCAGCCGAGAACUGCCAGGGCACACGGGUUACCUCUCCUGCUGCCGCUUCCUCGAUGACAAUCAAAUCAUCACCAGCUCCGGGGACACCACCUGUGCACUGUGGGACAUCGAGACGGGACAACAGACAACAACAUUUGGGGGGCACAGUGGGGAUGUGAUGAGCCUGUCGCUGGCUCCUGAUGCUCGGAGCUUUGUGUCCGGGGCCUGCGAUGCCUCCAUCAAGCUGUGGGAUGUGCGGGACAGCAUGUGCCGGCAGACGUUCACUGGGCACGAGUCCGACAUCAACGCCGUGUGUUUCUUCCCCAAUGGGAAUGCCUUUGCCACGGGCUCGGAUGACGCUACCUGCCGACUCUUCGACCUGCGAGCUGACCAGGAGCUUAUGAUGUACUCGCAUGACAACAUCAUCUGUGGCAUCACCUCAGUGGCAUUUUCCAAGAGUGGGCGCCUCCUGCUGGCUGGCUAUGAUGACUUCAACUGCAACAUCUGGGACGCCAUGAAGGGAGACCGCGCAGGGGUCCUGGCUGGCCACGACAACCGCGUCAGCUGCUUGGGGGUGACAGACGAUGGAAUGGCUGUAGCCACUGGCUCCUGGGACAGCUUCCUGAAAAUCUGGAACUAGCCCCUCUCUGUGCCAUGCCUGUAUGACGGGGUGUGUGUGGCUCCUGCUGGCCCUACCCACAGCAGGGAGGGGUCCUGGUUUAGCCUCUCCCCCUUUGGUUUUUGCCCAUUUGGUUUUUUUUCUUCUCCUUGGUAAAAAGAAGGAAAAAUAUCCUGCUGGGGGGAGGGGCCUGUGUCUAGCUCUUACUUUUGAGCUGGGGGUGGGGCAGGCACCGAUGGAGGGCUUUUACUCCAGUUUUCCUCCCCCUCCCCAUUUCCCCCCAAGUUCCUAAGGCUUUCAGGGGGGAGGGGUUGCUGCGCUACUCUGCUCUGCCCCCAGCUGGGGGGAGGUGCAGUCCAGGGUCUUAUAUCCCCCCAAACCUGACCUGGGGUGGUGGCCCCCCCGUGGGACACUGAGAUAGAUGGUCCAUGAUUGUGGAGCAACUUUGGAGCAGACCCAGAUAUGUGGGGGUAGAGGAAACAGCCUCCUGCUCCCCAGGAGUCCCUUUCCCCACCAGGGCUCUAUCUGGUGGUGGGGAGUUUGUAGCCGGCUCCCGGCACCAUGUUAAACCUUAAAUGACCAAAACCAA
Pelodiscus sinensis (Chinese soft-shelled turtle) is the source of this 1793-nucleotide messenger RNA. Lineage: Eukaryota; Metazoa; Chordata; Testudines; Trionychidae. The record is from RefSeq and is a predicted model, not a curated record.